Messenger RNA from Euleptes europaea (tarantolino), 1503 nucleotides. RefSeq names its product plexin domain containing 1 (gene PLXDC1). The coding region runs from base 1 to 1503 and encodes 500 amino acids. The record is from RefSeq and is a predicted model, not a curated record. The transcript is spliced from 14 exons. NCBI's taxonomy places the organism in Eukaryota, Metazoa, Chordata, Lepidosauria, Squamata, Sphaerodactylidae.
AUGCAAUUCAUGCGAGGGAGCGUGGAAGAGAAACAGGUUGCAUUUGUGGUCCACAUGGCUGUGUCCCCAAGCAGCCACCAGAGGGCAGGUUGGACCCAAGACCGUGUAUCAGUGACAGGGGCAAAACCUCAUUCCUGGACGCGAACGACGCGUGAGACCUUCACGAAAGACAAGAAGCCACAAAUCAUUCAUGACUUUGUCGGGGGAAGUCUGGCCAUUGACACUCUGGCAGAGAACGAAACUCAGAUUGUGGAAGACAACCAUAACUACUAUAUAUCCCGGAUCUACAGUUCCGGUGAAGCACGAGCCAAGGACCUCUGGGUGAACAUCGCAGAAGCCAACAGGACCCAAGUCAGGGUCCAUGGGAUAUUGUCCAAUACGCACAGGCAGGCUGCGAGAGUCACCCUAUCAUUUGACUUCCCCUUUUAUGGGCAUCACCUGCGGCACGUUACCAUAGCAACAGGAGGGUUCAUCUUCAUGGGGGAUGUCAUUCACCAGAUGCUGACCGCCACCCAAUAUGUUGCCCCUCUUAUGGCGAACUUCAACCCCAGCUACUCCCGCAAUUCCACUGUCAAAUACUUCGACAAUGGGACAGUCUUUGUUGUUCAGUGGGACCAAGUAUAUCUGGAAGGGAAGGAAGACAGAGGCCACUUCAUCUUCCAAGCAGCUUUGCACACCGACGGCAGAAUUGUCUUUGGCUACAAGGAGAUCCCCAUAUCAGUCUUGGAAAUUAGCUCCACACAACACCCCGUCAAAGCUGGCCUCUCGGAUGCUUUCAUGAUCGGCAGCUCCUCCCCUGAUGCACCUGGACCCCACCGUCGGACCAUCUAUGAAUACCACCGUGUGGAGCUCGACACCGGCAAGAUCACCAGUGCAUCAGCAGUGGAGUUCGUGCCUUUGCCCACCUGCCUCCAGCAUCAGAACUGUGAAAUCUGCGAGACUUCGGAUCUAACCUUUAAUUGCAGUUGGUGUCAUGUUCUGCAAAGGUGUUCCAAUGGAUUUGACCGACACCGUGAAGAAUGGUUGACAUAUGACUGUGCCCGAGAGUCAGAAGAGAGGACCUGUGCCGAUUUCGAAGAGGAUGAACAUUACUACUCAUCACCCCCUGACAGCAGUCCCUUCACACCUUUCAGAGAAGAUGUCACUUCUACUACUUCCCGUUUUGUUGACAGCCUAACCACUGAAGAUGACACAAAGUUAAACCAGAAUGCAGAAGGAGAAGAUUUGAGAAACGAUGACCUCCCUACGGAGAAAGUGGGCUCCCAGAUCCACACAGGAACAAUUGUGGGGAUUGUGCUGGCGGUCCUGCUCAUUGCCGUCAUCAUCCUGGCCGGCAUCUACGUCAGCCUCAGUUUCAAUCCUACCUCCAGUGCUGCUUGGUUCUUCCUUGAGCGAAGGCCGCAUCAGUGGCCCGCCAUGAAGUUCAGAAAGCACACAACGUACACUGAAGUGGAGGCAGCUGGUCAAGAGAAGGAAGGUUUUGUCGAAGCCGAUCAGUGCUGA